Molecule: messenger RNA, 1638 nt
Organism: Exophiala spinifera
Lineage: Eukaryota; Fungi; Ascomycota; Eurotiomycetes; Chaetothyriales; Herpotrichiellaceae
Product: GMP synthase [glutamine-hydrolyzing]
Exons: 2
Coding region: 1-1638 (545 amino acids)
Biological process (GO): GMP biosynthetic process
Cellular component (GO): cytosol
Molecular function (GO): GMP synthase (glutamine-hydrolyzing) activity; GMP synthase activity; ATP binding
Source: RefSeq, a predicted model, not a curated record
AUGGCUGCCAACGGCGAGACGACCGAAGAUGCGGUCAACGUUCCCGCCAAAACCUUUGACACGGUCCUUGUCCUCGAUUUUGGAUCGCAAUACUCCCACCUUAUCACGCGUCGCCUGCGCGAACUGAACAUCUACUCUGAGAUGCUGCCAUGCACACAGAAGAUUUCAGAACUGCAUUUCAAGCCAAAGGGCAUCAUCCUAUCGGGCGGACCGUAUUCAGUUUACGAAGAUGGUGCACCACAUGUUGAUCCCGCUGCUUUCGAUCUCGGCGUGCCUAUCCUGGGCAUAUGUUAUGGUCUCCAGGAAUUGGCAUGGCACCACGGCAAGAAUGUCCUGGCCGGCGAAAAGAGAGAGUAUGGCCAUGCGUACCUAAAAAUCGAGAGACAUUCGGGCAAGGAAGAACACAUUGACCGCCUCUUCGAAGGCAUCGAGGAUGAUAUUGAGGUGUGGAUGAGCCACGGUGACAAACUGUCUAAAUUGCCGGAUGGCUUUCACCCCAUUGCCACAACAGCCAACUCCCCUUUCGCAGGCAUCGCGAGCACAGAUAAACCAUACUUCGGCAUUCAAUUCCAUCCUGAGGUGACCCAUACUCCACGUGGUACUCAGAUCUUGAGCAACUUUGCUGUCAACAUCUGCAAGGCUCGGCAAGACUGGACCAUGGAAAAGUUUGUUGAUAAAGAAAUUGAGCGCAUCCGAGCACUUGUCGGCCCCAAAGGCCAAGUUAUCGGUGCUGUUUCAGGCGGUGUCGAUUCUACUGUUGCUGCCAAGCUCAUGCAAGAAGCCAUUGGAGACCGUUUUCACGCUGUCCUGGUCGACAAUGGUGUCCUGAGACUCGACGAAGCCAAGAUAGUCAAGGAGACGCUUACCGAACAUCUGGGUAUCAAUCUCACAGUAGUUGACGCAAGCUCCCUCUUUCUGGGAAAACUCAAAGGAGUAUCCGACCCCGAGAAGAAGCGAAAGAUAAUUGGCAAUACUUUUAUCGAGAUCUUCCAGGACAAAGCCAAGGCCAUCGCCGAGGCUGCGGCCAACUCUCCGAAAGCUGGAGAAAUCGAAUGGCUCCUACAAGGUACACUGUAUCCAGAUGUGAUCGAGAGCAUUUCCUUCAAAGGCCCAUCCGCCACGAUAAAAACACAUCACAACGUGGGUGGUCUCCUAGAGGGUAUGCACCUCAAGCUCAUCGAGCCUUUGAGAGAGUUAUUCAAGGACGAAGUCAGGGCCCUGGGUACGAACUUGGGCAUCCCAGAGCAUCUUGUCUGGAGACAUCCUUUCCCUGGGCCAGGCCUUGCCAUUCGUAUUCUGGGUGAAGUUAAUGAAGAGCAGCUCAAGAUUGCCCGCCAUGCUGACAAGAUCUUUAUCGAUGAGAUCGUCGCAGCUGGCCUGUAUAGAAAAAUCUCUCAAGCUUUCGCCGCUCUCCUUCCUGUCAAGGCAGUAGGAGUUAUGGGAGACAAGAGAGUGCACGCUCAGGUCAUUGCUCUUCGUGCCGUUGAGACCACCGACUUCAUGACUGCAGACUGGUUUCCAUUUGAUGGCGACUUCCUGAAGAGAGUAAGCAGGAGAAUUGUCAAUGAAGUUGAUGGUGUUUGCCGCGUUGUCUAUGAUGUUACCAGCAAACCUCCUGGAACAAUUGAGAUGGAAUAG